This is a messenger RNA of Peronospora farinosa, 1674 nucleotides long. The record is from the annotation of a GenBank genome assembly. NCBI's taxonomy places the organism in Eukaryota, Oomycota, Peronosporomycetes, Peronosporales, Peronosporaceae.
AUGGUAUGUGCGAGAAACGAGUGCGUGAGCUUCUUAACGGGACUUGAACAGGCCAGAGCGAAAUGUUCGGAUCGUGAACUAAACCUGUCGUUGGUCGACCGCUACUUACCGGUGAAUGCUAGUGGUCUUGUUGGCAAUCGCGAAUCCCUCCACACGCUGUCAUCGUGGUUGAGUGCUUGGAAAGUAGGUGGUUGCGAUCGUCAAAAGCUCGAUUGCUUGCACUCGGAACUUCUUACGUUUGAGGAUAGCGACAGCGAUGGGGAGGGUGAGGCUGGCGAUCUGUGUCGUCUAUUCAUUUUAGAGGGCGAGUCGGGCUCGGGUAAAUCGGCAGCCGUCUAUGCGUGCGCCGAAGAGCUCGGCUACGAGAUUAUUGAGAUCAACGCAGCUCAAAAUCGCUCUGGAAAGAGUGUCGUGGAGCUUGCCGGUGAAGCCACGCAGUCUACUCGUGUUUUGCACGUGGGUACAAAGGAGGACAAGCGAAAGAAGCAACACAAGAAGAAGCGGAGACGACACGUGGAAAGCCGUAAGAGUUUCGAGCAGCCAGCAGCAUCGUCAUUGUCGCUGGUGAUGUUUGAAGAUGUAGACCUGGUCUUUGACGACGACAAAGGUUUCCUCAAUGCUGUGUGCUCCAUCGCUAAGCAUUCAAAAUGCCCUAUUGUCGUAACUUGCACACAGUUGCCUGAUACGUUUCCCGCUAAACCCGGGCGUCUGUACCGCGAACUUCGCAAGCCUUCAAUCGACGAGUUUGCAACAUGGAUGCGUCUGGUAGCCUUCAUUGAAGGACUGCAAUUGGCACCAUCUCUUAUAGAUGUACUAGGUAAGUUCUUUGAACGGGAUGUUCGUCGCUCACUGCAUUUUCUGGAGGCCAGUUUACUGGUUUCUGAUGCAAAGACAAAGACGCUGUGGCAAUGGCAACACGAUAACGCAGACAGCAACGGUGCUAUCCACGUAAAUGUUCCUGCUUGGACCAUAUGGUCAGCAGGGUCCUCGUCGUUCGACGCUCUGACAAGUAAUUUACUAUUAGAGCUCAGCGCUGCUGCUGAAUUCGAGGAAAAGAAACACGAGGACAAAAGCCGUGAAGAGAAGCAAGUGGAAGUUGACGCUAUGGCGGAGUUAGCGCAGGUCAUGGAUUCUGCUUCGGUUGCAGAAAUGUGGAUGGCACCUGCUACGGCCAAUGGAUUCGAUAGCGAUGAAACUGAGGAUUCGUUCUUUCUCCGCGAACGUCAACGACUUGCCGCACUGGAGCUGAGACGUUCUAGUCUUUAUAUGUUGGGAUCGUCUACGAGUCCUCUUGGUGCGUUGUUGAUGCAGGGCCAAGGCCCUGUCGCCUCUAAAUGCGUUCAGCGGACAUUAGACUGCGCUCUCGCAGCUUCCAGUCGACGUUUCCACCAGACAGCGUUAGCGGAGCUGAAACCAAAGUUUGAGCUUCCGCUUGCCUACAAAGGAUGUGGAAACUCCGAGCCGCGAUUUACGCUCGACUAUAUGCCAAUGGUAGGCCUUCUAUUGUCCAGUGCCAGUCUACAAGAAGGUCGACGACGGGCAUCUCGACGGAACCACUAUUUAGGCGACGUGUUGGGGGACAUGAGUCUAAUUGACGAGUUGCCAGCUUUUAACACGUACUUGCAGUCCGACAAGAACAAACUCCUCGCCACAUCCCCGGUGCCCACACAGUGA